Penaeus monodon (black tiger shrimp) is the source of this 1609-nucleotide messenger RNA. RefSeq lists its product as uncharacterized. The record is from RefSeq and is a predicted model, not a curated record. NCBI's taxonomy places the organism in Eukaryota, Metazoa, Arthropoda, Malacostraca, Decapoda, Penaeidae.
UUCUCGGAGCAAAAUGUCAACAAUGGAAGUGACGAGCAACUGGCCGAGCGAUUGCGACUCCAAUUUACAGGAUAUAAUUCGGGAAAGUGAGAAGCUACCGUCGGGAGAAUUGGAAGACUUGCUGGACGAGGAGAAGUGCAUUAGUUUAGCUCGAGCAGAGGGCGAGGAGGAGGAUGGCGGGUGUGUUAUUCGACUCGCCGCCAGAUCUACUUCCCUCAGACACACCAAUGGGUUUUCGCCUCGGAGUAAAAGACUUUUGGUUGGAUUUAUGGUCUUGUCUGAAGCCAGAGUGAUCGAGGUGUGUACUGGGACGCACGAGGAGUACUUCAAGACGGUGCACGGCUCGCUGUUGGGGGAUUUCGGGGACUCGAAGAUAUUCAAAUGUGAAUUCCAGUUUGAGAAAUGCCAGGAAACUGUGGUGCUCAAGUUGAAGGGGACGUGUCAUGGCGAGUCGGUGUGGAUAUAUGGCUUUCACAUCACGACUGCUGUGGAUCCAGAGUGUGCGAAUGCAGUUUCCAGGAGUCGUUUUGGAAGUGAACACCUGUCGUCUGUGCUGAAGGAAAAGGACGUCCAGAUGUCGAAGGAAGCCAUGAAGUUCCGGCAGAUGCUCGAGAGUUAUAACAACGGCAUGAAGGAAAAGGGUGAUGCGUUGCAGGGAGCAGAUCCGAUGAAUCUUAUGUCAAUAAUGUUUGGUUCUAUGAUUCCCUCGGCUAGGCCAGAGAUGUUCCCCAGUUCAUUAGGGGAAGGAAAUGCAAGAAAGAAAAAGGGGAGAGUAGAAGAUGAAAUAGAAUCUGUGAUUAGCAAGGUUGAGUCAGAAACAAAGAGAGUUAAAGGGACUACAGAUGGUAGUAGAGAAAGCAAUCUUUACAAAGUAGAAAAUGCAUUGAAACACCUUGCUUUAUAUCCUGAAAACAAACUUUUAAAAGAGAAAAGUACAAGAAUGGCUGAUGGUGGUAGUGAAUCACCAAUGCAGGUGAACAGACUUGUUGAAAAAUUACAAAACUAUAUGGAUGAUGGCAGUGCAGCUCCAAAAUCCAUGAUGGAGUUGACAAAUAUGUUACAAAAAUCAGUAGGUGUGGAUCCUGGUCCAAACAGCUUUAAUGUGACAGAAAGAAAUGCCAUAGGAUUUAAGUCAAAGAAUUCACUCAUGGAAAACUGCCAGGAAUCUAGUAGGUCUGAAUCAACAGAAGGACUUUGUAAAUGUUCAAAAUCAAGUCAAGAUGUCAUGAGAGGGAAUGUAACGCAAUCACAAGGAAGUGCGGCAGAUGCUUCAAUACAGCAAGAUUCCAACAGACAUGUAAUUAGUGCUGAUUUUGAGGAUCGGCUAGCGCAGCAAGUUGAGCGACUGAUAGAUGAGAAAUUAGCAGCAAUGGAGGAUAGACUGAUGAAGAAGUUUGAACAGAAACUUGUUGAAAAAAUUGAUGAAGAAAGUGUUAAACUAAACAAAAUAGAAAAUCUAUUGGAGAGAAUAUAUGAGAGAUUAUAAUGAUAGUAACAUAGAUUAUUAUUAAGAGUUUAUUGAGUAGAUUACUAUAUAUUUAUUAAAAAUAUGUAUUUAUACUAUGCAGAGAAAUUUUUACUUGUAUAUAUAUGUAUACAGCAAAUGAAU